GUGGGUGGAGGGAUGUGAGACAAGCGACUGAGUAAUAUCCCUGACACUGUUCCUGGCGAGUCUUGGGGUUUGGGGUGUUUUAUGUGUUAUUCUCCGUAACUGAGGAGACAUAUGGCUGACAGAGAGGAGAGGCGUGUGGGGCAGGAUGUGGAGGAAGAGAUGGAGGAUGAAUUGAAUGAUGACAUGGCAGUAGAGAUGGAUGAAGGUGAUGGAGGACAACAGGGAGGAGAGGAUGUGGCUCAAGGGGAUGUGGUGGAGGAGCAGCCACAGGAGCUGGUCUUGAUGGAGGAGGUGCUUGUGGAUGAAGAUGCUAACAGUUGGGCAGAAUACGAGAGUUGUGAAGAAUCAGAUGGUCCAGAUGGUAAUGGUAGUGGCGACGAUGGCUUUGGUGAGCAGUACGACACUACCCUACCUUCUAGACAUGUUUACCUUGGCGAGACAGAAGAGUUACGGGGUCGCACUGUACAGGAGGAAAACGACUAUGUUACAAUUCCAUUGUUGAUGCACAGCUCCCUGAUGAACCUGGUAUUGGUGCCUUCACAAACGCUCCCCCUCACCAUCUUCCAUCCUUUGCACAUGUCAAUGCUUCGCAACGUCAUUUCUAAGGAUCGCACUUUCGGCAUUGUUCAUUCAAAAAUAUCUCAAGAUGGUAAUUCAGAAAUGGCCAAGUAUGGGACAACAGCAGAAAUCUAUGAAUACCAAGAGGAAGAUUUUACAGAUUCAUUAUCAAUCAAGGCCAAAGGUCGCCAACGAUUCAAGGUUAUUUCAACUCAUCGAGAAACCACUGGAUUAAUUGUGGCAAAAGUGCAGAUUUUGCCUGAGAUUCGAAUGGAAAAUCCAUUUGAAAUGAUGCGUCUGCAGUCCUUAGACAAGCUUACGCUGCCUCGGCCCCAAGAGGCGUAUUGUCACGUAGCACAAGCGAGAGACUUAGCUUCAGUUCGAACGCCCAACUCGUGGCGUGUAAGGGGCUGGAAUGCUUGGUUAACCCCCUGGCCGUCGUGGGUGUAUAACCAGUACGAUGAUCUACUCUUGGCACAGAGAGUCGUAAACGAAAUAAAAAAAAGUACUAUGAUCCAACCCAAUAUGCUCAAACUUCCACGUGAUCCCCAAGAUUUAUCACACUGGGCGGCUAUCAACCUUCCCCUAGAUGACAGCCAUCGUCUAGCCCUUCUUGGUCUCAAUACUCCCACACAGCGCCUUAGAUACAUUCUUUCAGUCAUCUCUAAGUGCAAAAUGUUAACUUGUAUUCAGUGCACUGAAGUAAUAGGAGACACUGCAGAUAUUUUUUCUAUGUCAGUAGAAGGACCUCAAGGAACAUUUGUAAACCCUGGUGGUUAUGUGCAUGAGAUGCUGACACUCAGUAAAGCUUCCAACCUUACAUACUAUGGAAGACCAUCAAUAGAACAUUCAUGGUUCCCAGGAUAUGCCUGGGCGAUUGCCAACUGCUCAAGCUGUCACAGUCACUUGGGAUGGAAAUUUACAGCUACCAAGCGUAAACUUAAACCACAAAAGUUUUAUGGUGUGACUCGUAAAGCAGUUAAAGCUAAGCUGGUGUGGGAUGGCGAUGAUGGCAAGAUGCGUCAUGUAAUAUAGGCCUCUUUUAUGAAGUUACUGCUUCUAGGAAAAUAUAUACUAACAUGUACAAUAUAGUAAACCAGAUCUAGUCGACAUCUAUUACCUCUGUUUCAACUGUACUUGGUAAGUUAAUGCUGCCUGGAUAUUGUCACAAGUAUAUAAAUAGUGAAGUAAUAUCUCCGUUAGCCGGAAUCCCUCAAACCUGGAACUCUCUGAUAGCCGGAAUUGAAAUUUUCUCGGAAAAUCGUUCCCAAAGCCGGAAUUUUACGAAAGAUUCCGGCUUUGGGAACGAUUUUGUGAGGGGCACAUUUUCCGGAAAAUUCCAAGAAAAUUUUCCCGAUACCCGGAAAAUUCCAGGAAUGAGGGAUAUUUUUGCGGGUUUGAGAGAUGAUGUAAUGGGCAAUUUCUGGAACUUUGAGAACAUUUUUCCGUUACCCGGAAAAUUCCGGGGAUGAGGGAUUUUUUCCGUCUUUGAAAGAGUCGUCUCGUUACCCGGAAAUCUCUCAUUCCAGGAAAUGCUCUGCACCAAUUGUUCUGGCUAAUGGGGAUAUCACUGUACAUUUUUAACCUAUAUUUAAUGUUUCAUGUAACCAUUUGUUGUGAUGCAAUCCACAUUGUUUUUGGUUACCUUGCUUCAUUUCCCAUUAUUUAAUCAGUUUGACAAAUUAGUAAUUUACUCACUAUACUGUAUAUCAUAAUAUUGUUAACAGACUAUAUAAUAAUGUACUGUAUGUAGAAAAAGUUUAGGAUAUACUUCAUGGCUUUGUGUUGUGCAAUUACAGUAUGCAGAAAUACAUCAUUUAUAAAGCAGUAACAGUAACCUUUAGCUAUCAUACAUUUACUGACAAUGAACUGGUUGAGAGGCCUGCAGGGUGCACUGUGAUUAUAUAUUUUUGGUAUGAAGAAGCAUUAGGGGGCUUCAUUGAUUAAAGGGAAAUGGAUUUUGUUUAGGUAAAAUCUAGUACAGGUUACAUUCAUGUGAUGUGAAUUUUUCUUAAAUCACUUUAAUUUUUCAUCAUGACGGCCGUUAAGUUAAUGUGAUGGAAAGGUACCCAUUGGUGUUGUCAUUCUUGUGUCUGUUUGUUAAUGCAGUCCUUCGGGAUAUGAUAAUUCCUUCAUUUCACUUUAGCUUUUCAUAAUUUUUAGUUUGUAUGUUCUUUACCAUAAUAUUGUGCAUGGUACUGAAUGUUGGUGAUCUGUCAUGAUGAACUAUGUUAUACAGCAUUUUGCAAUACAGUCCAUACUUCACUUUAACGACUAAUUGGUACCACGAAAACGGUCGUUAAUUUGGUGAGUAUGGUUUACAUGCUAAAUGGGUCAAUUGGUACCAGCCCUCAGACACUUUCACCCCCUAUAACCCCCACAAAAAAUUACAACCACUUAUUCACACACAUUAAUAUUGCAUGUAGAGUUAAUAACUAAUAAUAACUAACUAUUAGACACUCCUUGAACUGCUUAAUGAGACUGUUUGCUGUCAUCACAGGCAAGGGAGUGGUGUUAGUGCCCCCUGACCCCACACUGUGUUGCUUCCCCAGCACCACCACCAACUGAUUCUUCAGCCUCAAAGCCAGUGAAGUCUAGUGGUAAAUCAUCUAACAGAUCACACCAUAGGUGGAGAGGUUACGCAACACAAUCACAUCAUAAGUGAGUAGGUUACACCACACCACCUGUUCACACACACUGAUCAAAACAAACCACCCCGCUCGCUGACGUCAUCAAGAUGGCCACCCAGAGUGACUAUCAACAUGCGCUACUGAUCGUUAUUGUAUUGAAAUGUAUCGUUAAUAUGUUGAGGUGUCGCAUUUCAUUACUGUUGUUAUUGUGAUGAAUCAAUGUGAAACUUGUUAAAGUGAAGUAUGUACUGUCGACUAAUUAUAGGUUGUUGGACACUUACUUUGACAUCACAUCUCGACAAAUGCAUUUCAAAAUGUCAUUAUGUUUAUGACAGUGGGUUCAGUAAAAAGUAAAAUCAUAAUAUAAAAACAACAUAUAAAUAAAAAAUCUUCUUACUUGAAA
Homarus americanus (American lobster) is the source of this 3591-nucleotide messenger RNA. Its product is annotated as protein cereblon-like. The record is from RefSeq and is a predicted model, not a curated record. Lineage: Eukaryota; Metazoa; Arthropoda; Malacostraca; Decapoda; Nephropidae. The transcript is spliced from 9 exons. Bases 112 to 1593 code for a protein of 493 amino acids.